Cydia amplana is the source of this 2484-nucleotide messenger RNA. RefSeq lists its product as uncharacterized. The coding region runs from base 1 to 2484 and encodes 827 amino acids. The record is from RefSeq and is a predicted model, not a curated record. The transcript has 14 exons. Lineage: Eukaryota; Metazoa; Arthropoda; Insecta; Lepidoptera; Tortricidae.
AUGUAUUCGUACGGAGAUCCGGAUCCGGGCCCAUCAGGUCUAUUGCUAUUGCUGGCCGUUGUAGCAAAUUCAGCAGAUGAGUAUGUGCCUAUCGAUCACGUCGUGGACGGGCGCAGCAAGAGGCGCGUGCGGCUGCUGAACCCCUACGUGCUGCGCCUGCGUCGCGACGCGCCGCUCGAAGCGUACAAGUUGAAGUUUGUUGAAGUAAAUACCACCUUAUAUUAUUCUCUUUACCUGCUUCAUAGACUGGAAAUCAAUUUUUUGAUGAUAGAACAAAGGCAAGGCAAUAAGAUCGCUGAAGAUUUAGUGUCCGCGUCGCUUUUAUCAGCGAGCCCACGAUUCACGCUGAACAUGGCGCGACGCCCCUCGCACGUCACGUUCCGCCCAAGGAAUGCUAAUCGAAGUGUAAACAGCGCGCCAAAAACUAACCCAGGAAACAAGAUAAGCGUGCGUCAUGCCGGAAGAGUUAAGCGGCAGGAGAAGAAUGUAAUCAUUGAGGAAGAUGAUGGCGUAGAUUGGAACAAAGAAAUCACAGAGCUUUCUCAUGAUUCUCACGAUUCCCAAUUGUCAAAGGAAUUUACCCUAUUAUUAUGUUGCUACUGCAUCGCUGCAAUGUUACUCGGUGUUAUGACUCAACUAUGUGAUUAUUAUUUUGUUAUUUUUAUAUUUCAUGAUAUUUGUAAGGCAACCGAUGAUAUUAGAAAAUGUGACAAAAACGAAAUCAUCAACACAAGAAAGGAAAUGGACAGUGCUUUUUUGAAUGCCAUUAAAACGAACUGGAACUAUACACCUCAACCGCAACGCAGAUAUAAAGAUUAUGAUUAUGUUGGUAAUUUGGAGAAAGAAUUCGCUUUGUAUAAAAUAGAAAAACCUACUUUAUGGUUUUACGUCCAUGUUCAUCUGUUUGAGAAAUUAAGUACACUUAAAGGAAACACUCUUUGGAACGACAUUACAAAAGGCGUGCCAGUCAGUGUUAGUUCGAUGACCCCGGAGUGGAGCAGCGCAGACAUGAACGUGCGGUACAAGCCAGUCGAUAGUGUAGCGAGAGAAGAUUUUUUUCUACCUAAGAGUAGUUUAAGUUUAUUAGUGCCUGUAUUAGAAGAGAAUGUGAACGCGAUAUCAAACAACAUGGAUUCCCUUGACGACGCCAACUAUUUACUGGUUCCAACAGAAGAUGUUUUAAAUGUGCAUAAGACUGACAAAUCAUCAAUGACUCUUACGAAUGUUUCUUCUAAUGGUAAAAAAGAGGUUCGACGAAAAGUAAUUGUACGUGUUGCAAGAGCUUUAAACAAUGACAUGGAAGACAAAUUAAGUGUUGUAAGUCAGGCAUCGGACAAGUUCCUAACAACGCAGCAUCGGGGCACACUCCAUGCUCAAGUUGAUUUGGAAGCACGAGCAGAUGACAAUCAGCUAGUUCACGAAAGUGCACCCGGCCGAAUUGCAAUUAUUGUUGCUGAUAAUACUAGAGGCAGUCGAUCAACGUUGACGGUGCAAGUAACCAACACGGGUCUCUUCGUGGCGCGAUUUAGAGCACAAAUACGAGAUUGUAAUUCGGGUCUGAUGCAGCUCUCAGCAAAGCAGAAAGAGGACCUGACCUCUGAGGCAGUGUGUUUGCCGCCACGGCACACGCGGCGCCUGCAGCUGCGCCUGCCAGCGUUCCCUCCCGGCGAGAAUGCCGAACUCCACCAGUGCACUGUUGUGGCCAUAGUUUACCUCUUAAAUGAGGAGGGCGAGUCGGUAGCAGUUCGGGAUGCGCUCAUAAAGAAAGGAGAUCACUGCUACUGCGUGUGGCAUUGCGACUGCAUCUGUUACGGCGAUAAUCCUCAGCUGCCGUGCCAGGAGAUGUCUGCGGCGAGGCAAGACGCCGCGGGCUUGCCGGCACGGCGCGGCGCCCGUUUCUCUCGCGCUUGCCACUAUGCUGAUGUGAUAACGAUUAAUAUUUCAGUCGUUAUUAUUGGUGUUAUUGGGAUGUUACUCUUUCUCGGCGUGUUGAAAGGUCUGUUGGGGCUGGUAUGGCCGCGAGCGGGCGUGUGGGGUCUGGACUGGAUCCUCGAGGAGCCGAGACACAUCGACCGCUAUCGCGAGCGCAGCUUGCGCGCUCGCCGGGUGGUGUACGACACCAAGGGCUGGCCGGUGCAUCCGGACACUCGCAAGAGGACAGUCAGAGUUGUCAGCUUGUACGUUUCGUGCUCAAAUUACAAGAUUACCAAAAUUAGAUUCCAGCGUUUUGGUUUUAUGUACCCGAAACAUAAAAAAGUAAAUAAAAAUUGUGAUAAGAAAGUCCACGGAAAUACACUGGUGCAGUUUAUAUUGAAUGUUAUAUUUUUUAUGGUGACUCCUGGGUUGGUAGCAGUAGACGUAUUAAAGCAUUUAACGAAAGGCAAGUCAUGCCCCGCUUCUGUAGCCGUUGGCAAGAACAAUGCAAACCUGCCCAAAUGUUCGCAGGAGACAUUAAGCCGCCGUCAACAAUCGCAGGUAUUUUGA